GAAUUAAAAAGGAACUAGAAGAAGAAGACGCUUGCAUUCUGAUGUCUUUUCAACAUAAACCAUAGCUAUUUAGCUUCCAGUCACAGACUCUAGUUUGUUGUUUUUUUUUAAUAUGCUGAAAAAGAAAGGAAGUGGUUCGGAGAAGAAAAGGAAACACUCGCACUCUGAGGAGCGACAGAGCAGCAACAACAAGCGCCGUAGCUCAGAGUCCCAGUUAGAGGACUCCAAAGAUGAACUCGCUGACCCUGAGCUGGACCGUGUUGGCAGUGACAUCGAGGAAGGGGGACUGGACCUCAGCGUGCCCUUUCAGCCCAUCAAGGCCUACAUCAGCAACAAGCGUGAGAUGCUGGAGCAGUGUUUCCAUGUGUUAGGGGAGAAGAAGGUGCGAAAGAUGCUGCCCGAUGAGCUCAAGGAGUGCAGUUUAGAAGAAAUUAAAACACUUUGUUGGGAGCAGCUGGAGCCCAUCUCAGAAAGAAACCUCACUCAAAUUUUAGCAGGGGAAGAAAUAACAGCUGGAAGCAAUGAUGGAGGGACUUUAGAGAGCCAACAGGAUAAUAUUGUUGACUCUACGUCUUGCUUGAAAGAAACGACUAAAACCGAUGAGGCAAAGCAAGAAGGUGCAGGCUCCGGCGAGGAGAGCGACGUACUGAGCAUAAACGCAGACACUUAUGACAGCGACAUCGAGGGGCCAAAAGAGGAGCAGGCUGUCAAAGCUGAUGAGGUGGCCGCCAAGGGCAGCGAAGAACGAUCUGACGCAGCCUCCAUUAACUCCGAAUUGGCAGCUCCUGAUGCAAAGAAGGACAUUCAGAAUGACAUAGACAAAAGCGUCAGUGAAAUCUUAGCCCUGUCUUGUACUUCAAGGAAAGAGGAAGCUGUAGAGCCGAGCGACGGGAAGACGCAGCCUGCAGGUGUAGAUGCAGCCGUUCAAGGUGAAGCCACAGUUUGUUCACCAUCAGUUCAACAGCUGGAGCUGCUGGAGUUGGAGAUGAGAGCGAGAGCCAUAAAGGCUCUAAUGAAGGCUGGUGACAAAAAGAAACUUUGUAUGACAAACAUUUAGCUUAUUUUUUAUGAAGUGUUUGGUUCUAUUUAAGCAUUUCUGUUAAUGUUUGAGUCACAACUACACUGUUAGGUUGUUUUUUGUAUUUGAUGAAUUUUGGAUGACUGUAAUUAAAACUUUAUUUGUCUGCA
This is a messenger RNA of Cyprinodon variegatus (sheepshead minnow), 1188 nucleotides long. It is a transcript of the gene caap1, whose product is annotated as caspase activity and apoptosis inhibitor 1. Lineage: Eukaryota; Metazoa; Chordata; Actinopteri; Cyprinodontiformes; Cyprinodontidae. The record is from RefSeq and is a predicted model, not a curated record. The transcript is spliced from 6 exons. The coding region runs from base 113 to 1057 and encodes 314 amino acids.